Podospora bellae-mahoneyi is the source of this 1363-nucleotide messenger RNA. RefSeq lists its product as uncharacterized. The record is from RefSeq and is a predicted model, not a curated record. NCBI's taxonomy places the organism in Eukaryota, Fungi, Ascomycota, Sordariomycetes, Sordariales, Podosporaceae. The transcript has 2 exons. The coding region runs from base 610 to 1200 and encodes 196 amino acids.
CGAGGUCACGAUCACAAAACGAGCUGCCAGAAGUCCUUCCUCCCCCAAUCCCCGCGCCAUGCAACGCUGCGUCAUACUUAGGAUCGCCCGCCGCGGCCGAUAUCCUCCAAACAGGGGAUCCAUCCGAAGCCAAUGCUUCCCGCGUGCAAGCCUUGUCCUUGCGUUUUACUUGCGCAUGCUUGUGAAUAUGUUAGAGCAGAAGCCAAAGUCACAACCUCGGCCGCCCAGACACGCAGGCCCCCAGUUUCAUGAGAGCGCUCUGCUGCGACUCCCCGCCUUGUGACAAGCUUGGGUAGGUACCAUAUCUUACAACUCUACCCCACUAGCAGAUGUACCAAGACCUUUAGCUAGUAGAGAUCGAAAGAAGGGGAAAGACCAGAGAGAGAGAGGGCUGGAAAAAGGUAGGAAUAUAAUAAGAACCGAGUCCCUCUGUCUUUGUUGGGCCUUUUCCUGUCUCACAUCCCAUUCCAUCUUUUCCAUCUUACACCACCCUACGUACACCCUCACACACUUGUGCUUCUCCCAUUAAAGAACGCAAGCUUGCCUUGAACUACUCCAAAUCUCCCCCAUCACUUACACACCACAACAUACACAUACAUACCGUUUAAAAUGGCCGCUCCCGCCUCCAAGACCAUUGGUGACCUCAAUGGAAAGUGGGUUAUGAACAAAACCCUUUCCACCCCCAUCGAGCCCGGCCUCGCCCUCCAAGGCGUCGGCUGGAUGACCCGCAAGAUGGUCGGCCUCGCAACCGUGACCCUCGAAAUCAAGCAGUUCUCCGCCCCUGCCUCCCCCCCGGCCGAGCCCUCGGCCACCCAGUUCACCCACGUCGAGAUCGAGCAGACCGGCACCGGUGGCAUGAAGGGCUCGACCGAGAAGCGCUGCCUCGACUACACCUUCCGCGACCACUCCGACUGGCUCUUCGGCCACGUCAAGGGCCAGUCCAAGUGGAUCUCCACCGCCGAGAUCACCGACGACUUCCUCAAGUCUGGCUGGAUCGAGACCGACGCCGAAAAGGGCGGUCCCAACGGCGAGACUCACCUCCUCAGCUAUGUCGAGAGCUACGAUGCUGGGUGGACCGCCACUCAGAUCUGGGGUUUCAAGGAGUGCAGCGAUGGCAAGAGGAGGUAUGCGAGAAAUGUGGUGAUUGCCAAGGGGAGCGAGAGGGUUGAGUUGCAGCUUUACUAUGACUACCUUGAGUAAAUCAAGGGUGUCAGAAAGUAAAAUAAGAGAAGAAGGGUGGUAGUUCGGCUUUGAGUACCAGGUAGUCUUGCACGCGAGUUUUGUACUGCAGGAGUUUUGUAUCGCUAGUUUUUGUUUGCUACAAGUUGGAAAGCCCAAAGAUCAUCAUCCUAAGUUAAAGCUA